AUGUUUCCGCAGCUGAUGGCUUUCACCUUGGGGCGGCUGACUAGCUGCGUGCCCUUGACACCCUUCCUAAAGCUGCUGAAGCCCAACGUGAUGAUGGGAUGUCUGGCCUUGUUGGGUAUGAGCUCAGCGAGCUUUAGCCUAGUACGACUGGGAGCAACGAUGACCUUUGUCCCUGACGUGGUGUCUAAGAUUAGUCUUUGGUCCAAAGAAACAGCUGAAAUUUGUGUCCCAUGGCUGCCAGACCUGAAGGAGAUGGACCAGAAGGAUCAGCUUCCAAUGAAAGAAAUUGGUAUUUUGUGUGGAGGGGCCUUUCUGGGAAUCUUGUGGUUGCAGAGGAAGCAGCAAGGGCAACAUCGGAGAUGGCCUAGCAUGUUCAGAUGA
Molecule: messenger RNA, 381 nt
Organism: Symbiodinium pilosum
Lineage: Eukaryota; Dinophyceae; Suessiales; Symbiodiniaceae
Source: the annotation of a GenBank genome assembly